AUGACUUUUGAAGAUACUGCUCAAGAAUCUUCUGCUAUUGCUGCUUCUCCUCAAUUUCAAUCAUAUCUUAAUAAUGAUGGUAUUGAUGAUUUACAACCUACCACAAGAAAACAUCGUGUUUCUUCAUUAUCCUUGUCUGAUUUGAAUCAAUGGCAAAAUGGUUUAACCAAAUUAACUUCUUCAACUUCAUUAUCGAAAAAUUCAUCAUCUGAUUUAAAAAAAGUUGAUUCAUUAGCUAAAUUAUCUAGAAACUCAUCUAUAAUAAGAAGAAAGAAGAAAACCGUGAUUGACCAUGUAAGAGUAGCCUCUUAUGCUUUCUGUUUCGAUAUUGAUGGGGUUAUAUUAAGAGGUCCAAACACUAUACCCGAAGCUGUGGAAGCUAUGAAAUUAUUAAAUGGUGAAAAUAAAUAUAAUAUUAAAGUUCCUUCUAUAUUUGUUACCAAUGGUGGUGGUAAACCAGAAUCUGCCAGAGCUACUGAUUUAAGUCAAAGGUUACAAUGUACUAUCACUCCAGCUCAAAUCAUUCAAGGUCAUACUCCUAUGAAAGAUUUAGUUGGUGUUUAUCAAAAUGUUUUAGUGGUUGGUGGUAUAGGUAAUGUUUGUCGUAAUGUAGCUGAAUCUUAUGGUUUUAAACAUGUUUAUACUCCUAUUGAUGUUUUAAAAUGGAAUCCUGCUGUAUCUCCAUAUCAUGAUUUAAGUGAAGAAGAUAAAAAAGCUGCCAAAGAAGUUGAUUUUUCAAAAGUUUCAAUUGAUGCAAUUUUAGUAUUUGCUGAUUCAAGAAAUUGGGCCGCUGAUCAACAAAUUAUCUUGGAAUUAUUAUUAAGUAAACAUGGAGUAAUGGGUACAGAAUCAAAAACUUAUGAUGAAGGUCCUCAAAUUUAUUUUGCUCAUUCUGAUUUUAUUUGGGCUACAAAUUAUAAAUUAUCAAGAUAUGGUAUGGGUGCUUUACAAGUUUCUAUUGCUGCUUUAUAUCGUGAACAUACUGGUCAUGAAUUAAAAGUUAAUAGAUUUGGUAAACCUCAAAAAGGUACUUUUAAAUUUGCAAAUAAAGUUUUAACUCAUUGGAGACAAGGUGUUUUAGAUGAACAUUUAAAGAAAUUAUCCAUUGAUGAUCCAAAUGCUUUAACUGAUGCUGAUAUUCUUAUAAAUGAACAUGGUGAAGAAAUCAUUAAUCAAAAUAGAUUGGAGACUUAUGAUGAUGAAAAUGAUUCAUCUGAUGGUGAAAUUAAGGAACCAUUGGCUCUUGUAAAGAAGUCAGAAAAGAUUACUUUAGAAUUACCUCCAGCUUCUACCGUUUAUUUUGUGGGUGAUACUCCUGAGUCAGAUAUUAGAUUUGCCAAUUCUCAUGAUGCAUCAUGGCAUUCAAUUUUAGUAAAGACUGGGGUUUAUAAAGAUGGUACUGUUCCAAAAUAUACUCCAAAACAUCUUUGUGAAAAUGUUUUAGAUGCUGUCAAUUAUGCCAUUGAAAGAGAACAUCAAAAAGAAUUAUUAGAAUGGAAUGAAACCGCAGGUAAUGAUUCAGCCAAUGAUUCUUCAAGUAAUCUUAGUCAUAAGAUUAACUUUGCUGAUUUAGUGAUGACUCCAUCUGAUAGUAAGAGAGAUGAACCAGUAAAGGUUAAGAAACCAGUGAACAUUGAACAUGAAUCAAUUGAAGUUCCAGUGGUUUUAACUCAAGAAAUUGAAAAGAUUAAAGAUAUCGGUAUCCUGAAAUAG
Scheffersomyces coipomensis is the source of this 1713-nucleotide messenger RNA. RefSeq lists its product as uncharacterized. The record is from RefSeq and is a predicted model, not a curated record. Bases 1 to 1713 code for a protein of 570 amino acids. Lineage: Eukaryota; Fungi; Ascomycota; Pichiomycetes; Serinales; Debaryomycetaceae. Gene Ontology annotation, cellular component: mitochondrion. The transcript has a single exon. Gene Ontology annotation, biological process: glycerophospholipid biosynthetic process.